This is a messenger RNA of Apis florea (little honeybee), 2452 nucleotides long. It is a transcript of the gene mub, whose product is annotated as poly(rC)-binding protein mub. Gene Ontology annotation, molecular function: RNA binding. The record is from RefSeq and is a predicted model, not a curated record. NCBI's taxonomy places the organism in Eukaryota, Metazoa, Arthropoda, Insecta, Hymenoptera, Apidae.
AUAUCUCAAGAAGAUAUCUCUCUCUCUCUCUCUCUUCUCUCUUUUCUUCUCUUCUCUCUCUCUCUCUCUCUCUGAACCACAGGAAUCUGUGACUCCGUUAUGGACAGUAUGGAUUCGAAACCAGUUUUGAACGACGACCCCUCGGUCACUCUGACCAUUCGCCUGAUUAUGCAAGGCAAGGAGGUCGGGAGCAUCAUUGGGAAGAAAGGAGAGAUUGUCAAAAGGUUCCGUGAAGAGUCUGGCGCGAAGAUCAACAUCUCGGACGGCUCGUGCCCGGAACGAAUAGUGACGGUGACCGGGCCGACGAACUCGAUCUUCAAAGCGUUCACCCUGAUCUGCAAAAAGUUCGAGGAAUGGUGUUCCCAGUUCCACGACAUCCAGGGGAGCGGCGGCGUGCCCAGGCCGCCCAUCACCCUCAGGCUGAUCGUGCCCGCGUCCCAGUGCGGCUCCCUGAUCGGCAAGGGUGGGUCCAAGAUCAAGGAGAUCCGCGAGGUGACCGGCGCCUCGAUCCAGGUCGCCUCCGACAUGCUGCCUAAUUCGACGGAGCGUGCGGUCACCAUAUCGGGCACCAGCGAGGCCAUCACGCAGUGCAUAUAUCACAUCUGCUGUGUUAUGCUAGAGUCCCCUCCCAAAGGUGCCACGAUCCCUUAUCGCCCCAAACCCCAAGUUGGUGGGCCAGUGAUCCUGGCUGGUGGGCAAGCCUACACCAUCCAGGGUAAUUACGCGGUGCCCGCCCACUCGGACGUAAGUACAGUAUUGCCAUUGCCCGCGCCCGCUGCCGGGCCCACCCCGCCCUCGCUGAACACCCAAACUUUGACGACUUCGCCCUUCGCGGCCCACCCCUCAUCCUCGGCCUUCGCCGCUUCUCACGGGCAUCCGCUCCUAUCCACGGCCCACCUUACAACACCCCAUCAUCCCCUCCACCCGAGCCCCUUACACGCCAGCGUGGCAGGCCUCGCCGACCCCCUGCUGAAGAGUGGACACUUGCAGGCAGCCCUCCCGCCCGCACACCUCGUGGCAGACGCCAUGGGCAAACUUGGUAGCAAUCCAUUGGCUGGGCUCGCUGCUCUUGGCCUCGGAGGCCUUGCCACUCCUGCCAACACUGGCGGAUUAAACCCUGCAGCAUUAGCAGCGCUUGCUGGUAGUCAACUACGUACCAGCAAUACGAAUAGGCAACAACCAGCAGCGAACAAUCAGACGCACGAGAUGACCGUGCCAAACGAGCUGAUCGGUUGUAUCAUCGGCAAAGGUGGCACCAAGAUCGCUGAGAUUCGUCAAAUCUCCGGUGCCAUGAUCAGAAUUAGCAACUGUGAGGAGAGGGAGGGUGGCGCCACGGACCGUACAAUCACCAUUACUGGAAAUCCGGACGCUGUGUCAUUGGCACAGUAUCUCAUCAGUAUGAGUGUUGAACUGCAGAAAGCUAACCUAGAGGCCCAAAAUACCCAAACCCCUGGCAGCGGUACCACUCCCGGGGCAUCCGGGGCCAGUGCUUCUCCCUCUACCACCACUACCACUGCCUCUCCCUUGGCCAGCGCCAUUCCCUUGGCUCAGCUGCUAAGCAAGCCAGGCGCCCUCAACGCCCUCUCUAGCCUCACCGCCCUCGGCGGACUCACGGAAUUGCUAGGUGGCGCUGCUGGCGCGGCUGCAUCCGCGCUACCUGUCCAGACAACCGGCGUGCACCGGUCGCACAAGUUCACGCCGAGGCUACGUAGCCCAGGCGCACCCGGGCCCACUGACAGCGGAAAAUUCAAAUCCGAGCGCACCAAGUACAACCCGUACUGAGCAAGUGAUGGACAACAGGUGGAGAGACGCGAGAUCAGGGAGAUCAUUACACGUACACGCAUUACUCAUCACGACUACCACCACAAUUAUUACCAAUACCACUAUAAUCACAACCACCAAGAUCAUGAUAUGUACACGGAACACGAGAUUUACAUCGGAGAAAAGUGCGUACGGACGCCAGGGUAGCGCGAGUCCGGAUAUUCAAGACUUGGCUAAGGAUCGGACCAACAUAUGCUAGUUUCUCACAGGAGUGCACACAGCGCCGCCAUGCUGAUGUAACGAUGCGUACAUUUAUUCGUAGGGGUAAGACGCGCGACGAUCGAUUCGAUCGCGGAUCGAGCAAUUCCUUUUUUUUCUUUUUUUUUUCUUUUUUUUAAAUAUUUCUCACGAUCAUUCAUUGUUUGAUCCGUCGUUUUUUUUUUUCUGACUCUUUCUAAUUAUUUUUCGAAGAGAAAUUUGGAAAUGACACGAGGCGAGAUCCGAUGCUAAGUCUUCGGACCUUCACACUAAGUGCGACACGCCCUCCGAGUUUGAUGAAUCUUUUAUCUUCUCUUAUCGCGUACCUUAUUGCUUAAGGAACUGAUUUUAAUUUUUUUUUUUUUCUUUUUUGUUUCUUAUAUUUUUGCUGUUUUCAUAAAUAUAAUAUAUUUAGUUUUCGAGAACUGUAAUA